AUGGCGAAUCGGCGACGCGCGUCGUCGAGUCGCGACGUCGCCCGUCGCGGCAUCGCGGACGACGAUUCGUUGGACAUGAGCACGCGUAAGGAGCGCGAGAAGGCGGAGCUCGCGGAGCAGAAACGACAAGAAAAGGAGGCGAAGAAGGCGCUCCUCGCGGCGAAACGCGCGGCGCGAGACGAAGCGCGCGCGGCGAAGCGAGAGGACGGCGGCGACGACGGGGACGGGGGCGAGGGCGAGGACGAUGCCGCGGGCGAUGCGGUGGCGUCGUCGAAGACAUCGGACGGGACGUGGACCGAGCUCGAGGACUUGGCGCUGAUUGAGGGCUUGAAGACGAGAGGCGUCCGCGCGUCGGACGACGCGGAGAGCGAUGAGGCGCGAUGGAGCGCGAUCGCGGCUGGCGUCGAGGGAAGAAGCGCGAUGGAGUGCUGUCAACAGUAUCGAGUGCUGCUCGCGCGGGUGAAGCGGGCGAGGGAGAACGGCGAACGCGUGGCGAACGGCGAGACGCUUCCGGAGGAGACGGUGAAGCGAGGCAAGGCAAAGUCGAGGAAGAUGCUGAGCGUGAAGCAGGAACAAGAGGCGGAGGCGAAGAAGAAGCGCGAGGCGAAGCUUGAGCGCGAGCGAUUGGCGCGAAUUGAGGCCAACGGAGGGCGGUUGAGCUCGGAAGAUUUGGGCUUCCACAUUCGAAGCGGACCGGACGCGAACCGCCGGAACAACUGCAACAUGGACAUUCAUAUGACCGGCAUUCAGCUCUACGGCGGUCGAGACGAGCUGAUUCAGGACGGGACGUUGAAGCUGGUGUUCGGGACCAAGUACGGUUUGGUCGGUCGUAACGGAUGCGGGAAGUCGACGCUCCUGCGAGCCAUCUCCGAGAAGACGAUAAAACUUCCCGACUUUUUGCACAUCAUUCACGUCGAGCAAGAGGCGUCGCCGGACGAGCGGUCGGCGCUGCAAACCGUGGUGGAAACGGAUCAAGAGCGGCUAUAUCUGCUCGAUCUCGAGAAGCGCAUGCUCGACGAGGAGAUCGAUAAGAUUGAUGGGAUCGAUUUGAACGAGGUGUACGAGCGCCUGGACGAAAUCGACGCGGACACCGCCUUGGCGAGAGCUGGACAGAUCUUGGGCGGUCUCGGGUUCGAUCCUCAGGAACAACAGAAAGCGACCAAGGAGUUCUCUGGUGGCUGGCGCAUGCGCAUCGCUCUCGCGGCGGCACUUUUCAUGACGCCGGAUUUGUUGCUCCUGGAUGAGCCAACGAAUCACUUGGACGUCCACGCCUUGACGUGGCUCGAAGAGUUUUUGCGCAGAUGGGAGAAGACAGUUCUCAUCGUCUCUCACGACCGCGGCUUCUUGAACGAUUGUACGACAGCGACGAUUUUCUUGCACCAUAAGAAACUGCGAUACUACGGCGGUUCCUACGACACCUUCCUCAAGGUGCGCGCCGAGCACCGUGCAAACGAGGAGGCGGUUCAGAGAAAUCAGAAUUUGCGAGAGGCCUCUCUCAAGCAGUUCAUCUCUCGAUUCGGUCAAGGUCACAAGAAAAUGGUGCGUCAAGCGCAGUGUCGCAUGAAGAUGCUCGAGAAGUUACAGUCCGAGCGCGUCGACGUGGAUUACGACGAUCCGUACCUGCGCAUCAACUUCCCAUCGGCUACGCCGUUACCGCCGCCGUGCAUCUCGGUGAUGAACGUCGCGUUCGGUUACGAGGGUUACCAAACGUUGUACCAAGGAUUGGACUUUGGAUUAGACAUGGACUCUCGCGUCGCCAUCGUAGGUCCGAACGGCGCCGGUAAGUCAACCUUCUUGAAACUUCUAGAGGGUGACAUUUUGCCGACUGAAGGUUGGAUCAACCGUCACACGAAGCUUCGACUGGCGCGUUUCUCGCAGCAUCACCUCGAGACAAUGGAUCCAGAGCAAGACUCUGUCGCACACAUGAAGCGUCUCGACCCGGAGAUGCCACUCGAGACGGCUCGAGCGUAUCUCGGUCGAUUCGGUCUCUCAGGCGAGCUCGCGACGAAGCCCAUUCGCGUCUUGUCUGGGGGGCAAAAGUCGCGUCUAGCGUUUGCGGAACUCGCCUGGAAACAACCGCAUAUCCUUCUCUUGGAUGAGCCAACGAAUCAUCUCGAUUUGGAGACGAUUGAAUCGCUCUCCAUGGCUCUGAAUAACUUCGAGGGCGGUGUCGUGCUUGUUUCGCACGACGAGCGUCUGAUUUCUCUCGUCGUCGACGAAAUUUGGAUCGUCAAAAAGGGUGAUAUGACGUCCAACCCUCCCGUCCCGGGCAGCGUCAGCGUUUUCAACGGUUCAUUUGACGACUAUAAGGACAUGUUGCGUCAAGAGUUCUCGGGUGGUAAUCUCUUGACGGAGAAGCGCAAGAAGGAGCGUGCGAACGCCAAGUCGGCAAAGCCCGAGCCCGAGCCUGAGCCCGAGCCCGAGCCCGAGGCACCGCCGAAACCCAAAGGGAAGAUCAUGAUGGACAGUGCGUUCACCAAGUCGACUGAUGCUUCGAGCGAAAACACGGAGCGCCCGGCACCUUCGGCGGUGAAGUGGGUGCCGCCGCACUUGCGAGGAGCGCGAGGAGAAGAAAAUGAGAAUCUCGGCAGCGCGGACUCCGCGUGGGACGAGUGA
Molecule: messenger RNA, 2616 nt
Organism: Ostreococcus tauri
Lineage: Eukaryota; Viridiplantae; Chlorophyta; Mamiellophyceae; Mamiellales; Bathycoccaceae
Product: ABC transporter, conserved site
Exons: 1
Coding region: 1-2616 (871 amino acids)
Molecular function (GO): ATP hydrolysis activity; ATP binding
Source: RefSeq, a predicted model, not a curated record